Molecule: messenger RNA, 1389 nt
Organism: Drepanopeziza brunnea f. sp. 'multigermtubi' MB_m1
Lineage: Eukaryota; Fungi; Ascomycota; Leotiomycetes; Helotiales; Drepanopezizaceae
Biological process (GO): mitochondrial respiratory chain complex III assembly; protein insertion into mitochondrial inner membrane from matrix
Cellular component (GO): mitochondrial inner membrane
Molecular function (GO): ATP binding; ATP hydrolysis activity
Source: RefSeq, a predicted model, not a curated record
AUGUCCGACCCACCAACAUCAACAGCCUCAACCUCCCUCCUCCCUGUCGAUGCACUGUUCAACAAUCCGCUCUUCGCCGGAGGCGUCGGUCUGGCAGGUCUCACAGCCGCUGCCGCCGUAGCCCGCAAAGGGGUGAUCCGGGGCGCAGGCCUGGUGCGCCGACGUCUCCUCAGCAGAGUCGAGAUCAGCAAGAAUGAUCCAUCCUACAAAUGGGUUCUGGCAUGGCUUUCUCUCCCUCGCCCGCAGACGGGCUUCAUUUCCUCGCGGAUCACCCGCCUCAACGACUUCUCUAUGGCGACGACGACGAGGGGGGACAAGGCGAACGACGCGAGCUUCUUCCUUCAGCCGGGCUACGGCAAAUAUAUUAUCAGGCACGAGAACGCGUACAUAGGUGUCAAUCGCGAGAAGCAGGCUUCGUCCAACAUGCACACGGGAGAGCCGCACGAAAUAGUGACGCUCACGGCGCUCUAUGCGCAGAGGCAUAUCUUCGAGAGCUUAUUUCGAGAGGCGCAUCAUCUGGCAUUGUCGGCACAGGAGGGAAAGACUGUGAUGUAUACCGCGCAAAUCGCCGACUGGAAACCUUUUGGCGAAGCGCGGAAAAAACGGCCUUUGCACUCGGUGGUCUUGGACGAAGGGAUCAAGGAGCGGAUCGUGGACGACGUCAAGGACUUUCUGACGCGACAGAGCUGGUAUGUGGAGCGAGGGAUACCGUAUAGGAGAGGAUACCUGUUAUAUGGUCCGCCAGGCAGUGGCAAGAGUUCAUUCAUCCAAGGAUUGGCCGGCGAGUUGGAUUUUGGCAUCGCGCUCAUUAAUCUGAGCCAGAGGGGAAUGACGGAUGAUAGAUUGUCACAAAUGAUGACUGUACUGCCACCAAGAACCAUACUCCUGCUGGAAGAUGCAGAUGCGGCCUUCAGCAAUCGGCAACAGGCGACCGAGGACGGCUACAGUGGUAUGACCGUCACAUUUUCAGGCUUACUUAACGCCUUGGACGGAGUUGCGGCCGGUGAAGAGAGGGUGACAUUUCUGACGACGAAUCAUAUCGAUCGCUUGGACGAAGCCUUGAUCCGGCCUGGAAGAGUGGACAUGACUGUUAGGAUAGGAGAAGCCACGAGAUAUCAGGCGGGGGAAAUGUGGGAACGCUUCUACGGAGACGUAGACGAGGGCGGAAAGGGGAAACUCCGGUUCUUGCAGAGGCUGGAAGAACUCGGCCUUGUGACGGACGCUGGCGGGCAGACAAAGCCGAGGUUCCAGACAAGCACUGCUGCCAUUCAAGGCCUGUUCUUGUUCAACAAGGAUAGUAUGGAUGGAGCCAUUGGGAUGGCUGAGGGACUGAUUCCACGAAUCUACGAGUCUGAGCAGCACGUCGCUGGAAUCAAAGUGCCUGCUUGA